Messenger RNA from Spirometra erinaceieuropaei, 417 nucleotides. Lineage: Eukaryota; Metazoa; Platyhelminthes; Cestoda; Diphyllobothriidea; Diphyllobothriidae. The record is from the annotation of a GenBank genome assembly.
AUGAGCGACGCUCCACCCGGUCUUUCGGUCCCAGCCCUCUGUGGUGGACAUGUGCCAACCCCUGAACUGCUUCUCAGUCUGCCUCGUCUGCCUUCCGAGAGCCCCGCCAAAUGGGCUCCCCAGCCCACAACAAACGAGAACUCUGGGGAGGCAAAUCCUGGAUAUCGCGGAGACGGUGGCGCAGUGACCGCUCAAGAGAGCGAAGCAGGCGACAGAACGACGGCGAUGCUGCCGACGACGACGACGACGAACGCGUCACAACAGCCGCUGACUGAACAGACCUUAGACACGCGUUUCCAGCUGGCCAAGGAAUUCUUCGAUAGUCUUUUGAGGGCGAAAAUGGAGGGAUUCGGCGGCACUGGUAUAGGCGGGGGUUCACAAUUUGUGGACCCCCUUGCCUCUUGUAAAGCAAGCUGA